Amoebophrya sp. A25 is the source of this 5428-nucleotide messenger RNA. The record is from the annotation of a GenBank genome assembly. Lineage: Eukaryota; Dinophyceae; Syndiniales; Amoebophryaceae.
GUGGCAAUCACGGUGGAAAAAACCUUUCAUAAUCAGCGGGUAUCGUUCUCGUCUUUGUUACUAAAUUUUAACUACUAGCAUCGGUUUUAGUUUAUAAAAAUAUCCUGAGCCUUUCGCUUUUCUGCUGUAUUCCGCAUUUUUUUUUUCUCGUUGUAAAAACUCAGCGUUGAAAUUGCCCACUCUGUGGAGUCAACAUGCCUUAUGCUCCCUCAGUAUGUAAUAGCGUAAUUGUUUAUACGCAGUGUUUAAUUGAUGAAAAGGAAGGCAGCCCAUAGUCUUAACGCAAAAAAAAGUCACCUGGUAGGUUUUGCGGUAGAGAAAACCUUUAAUACUCAGCGGGUAGUACGACCCAGUUGAAAAUAACCCUGCUCCGACUGACGACUUGGGAGGUGUAAAGAUGUGCUGACUGACUCUUUGACUGGCCGUACGAAUGUUCCACAGAUUCCGUGAGGAGGAUCAUGCUUGAGCUUUGGAUUCCCGCUUGUCUAAGCGGAGUGCCACUACUAGAAGCCCUCAAGAAGUUUGGUGCACUAUAGAAGUACAACUGGUGUCUGGUCGCGCAGACUCCUUCUCAACUUUGACGACGCCAUCUUGAUGAAGCGCUGCGGUUCCUCUAGAAGUACUUACUUAAACUGCUUUCCUUCGGGACAACGACAAGUCUGUGAUUGUGUAUGAUAGAUACAGGUGAGUGUCCUUAUUAUUCCCUCUACUUGAUCCCUUCACAAAAAAAAUCAUAGAAGUGGGAAUCCGAACGACGGCAGUGGAAAGCCAAUUUCGUUCGACUUCUACAUCAGGUUACAACAUCACGUGACCGGGAAGUUUAAACCGUUGCGCCCACGACAACUUGUUCAAUCUUCCCUACCGCUCUGGCGCUGCAGCUACUGUACGACAGCGACUACGACCGCCACUACUACUUUCACUACUACUGGUGCUCCUACUCGUCUCCUUCAAGUCCUACUACUUCCACUUAUACUACCGCUGCUGCGUUCUAUUUGUCACUGGAGCUUCUUUGGGUUGCAAGGAUGGCGCGAGGCAGCGGUCGAUCGCGAGUGUCUCCCAGCGACGACAGCGAUGACGGGGAAUCCGAAGAAGGGUCAGAAACGCGUCCUCUUGUUAUGACAUUUCAUUGAUCCCUCUUGCGUCGAUAAGUAUGUGACUCUAAAAGUUCUUUCAGCAAUGUUUUCGAUUUGAAUCUACAAGGAGCUUGGUACCAAGUAUAGACGAGUGGAUUUCAAUUAUAACAUUAGUCUUUGUUUCCUAGAUAGACGUGCUCCACCGGUAUUAUAACAUUAGUCUUUGAAACUCUCAUAUAAAUGGUCUCGAUACCGAAGCAAUCACUGGACGUCUUUACGUUUGCGCCGUGGCAAAAGGUCGCUACCUUUCUUUUCUUCGUCAUAGUGUUAUGAGUCAUAUAUAGAAGUCGGAUUUAGCUAAUAUGCUGUGCUGCAACAUCAUUCUUAUAAGUAGGAUUUCCUGAAGCUGGCAGAAGAUGUGUUUUUCAUUAUAUCAAUGCACCUUGUCAGUUUCUUUCAAUUAUCUUGUUGACUGAGGCCUAAGACGAUGCAUGAUAUUCACCACCUUUCCUCCUUCAUCUGUCGGAUGCAGCACUUUCUCGAGCUAUGUGCCCUACGUGGUUUCCUGGGUGGUCGAUUCUCCCUCUUGGAGCUUCAUUUAUGGCUCUCCCAACUCUACUCUUCGUGCAGAAAGAUCAACCGGUUGAUUUUUCCCUCAUAUCCUAGGUUUAUCCCACCAAGCAAUAUAUCAUUAGGGGAACUUAGGGACACCUUUACUACCUUAGGGAUAUCUACUUCGCUACAUGUUCAUUAUCUUAGGGACAUGUACUGCACUACAUUUCUUCAUUACCUUAGGGACAUCUAGUGUUGCAGCACUAAGCUACUAUUAUACGAAAGAUGUUUUUGGCUCUUCAGUAGCCAACCAACAUGUCUGGCUCUUUAUCACGCAGACCAGAACCUAACCUAAGAUAACCAAACACGUUACAGAUGCGGCGUUCAGUAGUCAACCAUGUCUGCUAGUGAACCUAGUAGAGCCACGCCUAACCUAAUCUAACCUAAACUAACGACCCUAAGAUGAACAUGUAAGUUAUGGACUUAUCGGAUAGUGUCGAAACACUAAUUAAGUUAUAUGUCGCUUAGCGUCAAAAGAUACCUCCAGAACAGGUAAAUGAAUGAAUGAAUGAAUGAAUGUAUAAAGCUCUAAGUCAUGGACUUAUCGGACAGCUCUAGGUCAAGCUGUGCUGACGAAGGAACACCGCUCAAGUCAGAGAGCGAUGGCGUGGUUAUGGCAAAGGAAACAGUAAAGUCAAAACUUCAGAGCUUAAACGUUUCUUCCCCCCUCCCUUGCUUUUUGGACUGUACGUUCUUUGGGCUAGCAAAAUAGUGACAUCGAUCUUUUUAGUACAUAAAACAUGUGUCUAUGUAGUAACGGCUAAUUUUCCCUCGUUUUAUGCCCUUAAUGACAUAAUAAAACGUCUAUGCAAUACGCUCUAACAAUGAAGAUGACAAAGAAGAUGAGGGAAGUGAGACUGAAGAAGGGAGGGAAGAUAAAAGAGAUGUCGGCGGUCGUGACAAAUCCACUUCUGGAGGCACAGCGGAUCGUGGUGCUUCUAGCCAGAAGAGCAAAAAGUCUGGCAAAGGGAACAAUGGUGGUAAGCCUGCCAAAGGGGACAAUGGUGGCAAGCCUGCCAGUGGGGGCGAAGGUGAUCAGCCUAGGAGAGGUAGCAAGACUCACGAGGCAUCCAAAGUUGGCGCUUUUGUCUCGAAUGCGGAAUCUGGUACGCCUUCCAAGAAAAAAGGUGGAGGUGUUACGCCUAUGGAAGAAAAAGAAGAGGUUUUGCUUCCCGCUGGUCCAGCACAAAACGGCGGUGAACCUCCCGAAGGCAGGGACGGUCAGGAUGGAACUGGGAGCGAGAAGGAUGGCGAUGAAAGUGAGCGGGACGAGAACGGCGAUGAGGAUGGAACUGCGGCUGACAGAGUUAGGGCCACAACAAGAUCCAUGAAAUCACUAAAUAUUUGUUCUUUAUUGAUGAUCAAGGCUUUUCAAGAUUGACAGGGACAUUUGUCAAUGUAUGGAAGAAAAUGUAUCGGGAGUUGGAAUGAGGAUGGCAGCUGCUCUAAUCAUGAAGCUAGUAGCAAGGGAGGCGAUCCCGAUGAUGCUGCGCUAGACCUGGGGAAGUGCGAAAAUGGAGAGGCACCAUCGUGGGCGACGGUGGAUCGACGUGGUGAACGUCCUGAAAGCGAGAAACCGAGCGUUGGAGACGCGCUCAUUUCCAAGAAGGAUGAAAUAACAAAAUUGUCAGAUAGCGUUAUGGCUAAUUUUUCAUCAAAUCGUCAUCGUAUGUAACAUCUUCUGAGUACAUCUUCUGAGUGGAUGACUUACGUCAAUUAUGACUAACAAAUACGUAAAAACUAUAUGAUGUUGCUCACUAUACAUUUACAAAGAUGUCUUGGUCUAUAUUGAUGGGUCUUCCAGCGGAAGAAAUAUAGCUAGUUGCUUAACGACCUCCGCAUACGGUGAAAGUCUCUCUCUAAUUGCGGAAAAGCUAGGUGCGCAAAACUCCGCCAGGACUCAGCUGAAAUCGAUAAGUGGCUUUCGAAGGAGCAGGUCCCGUGGCUUACGAAGGAGCAGGUCCCGGAGGCAUGCGGAGAGAAGUCGGGUCUUAAGAAGAAGCUUGCUCUUCAUCUUCGAGAGUGCACACGAGGUAUUUAGAAAUACAUGGUUUUUGAGAUUGAUCGGCGGCUGUUCUAAUAGUUCGGGGUGCGUAAUUUUCGAGCUGCUGAAGACACGACAGGCUGUGUCUGGCGAACAAGUGAAGGCCGGCUCAAAAGAUUGGAUUCGUCUCAAGCACGAUACAAAAGCGAGGUGCUACGCGGCAGAUAUGGGCACCGAAAAUCGAGAGGAUGCAUAUACAACGGCCUGUGCGGGCAAAGAUAUUGGAAAACAAUGUAAGUUAGGGUUGAUGUCUAAUAACUACGUAGUGCAUGAGUGACUUAUUUGAAUAUUUAACGAAUGUAGAUUUUUUUUUAUAUUUUUUUCAACGGAUGAAAGAAUGUAUGUGCGUGGAUGAAUCUGUAUCUAUCAUGAAUCCUUUAACUCCAAGAAUAGCACUUUAAGAUAAGCUGUCUUCUUCAUUCACUCUAAUAUGAAUCACGAGCAAGGACGGGAACGGCAAAGAGGUCGUUAACAAAGGGCAAUGCUUCGAGAACUGGACUCGUUCGAGAGGAGAUCUGACUCAAGAAUCCCUCAAUGUGAGAUAUAAACGGGGAAUUAUGCAAAAAACCUUUCGCAGAGCCAGUUAAGGCUAUCAAGAAUACAUCCUCAACGAUGACAUCUUUGGCUUUGCUUCUCUUUGAAAAAAAAGUCAAGGAUGCUGACGAGAAUGUGAAUGCGGUAUCUACUCUAAGCAAGAUGCGAGUGCGGCAUCCUGAAAGAGUGGCGUCAGGAGACUCAGAAUAUGACGCCGAAGGAAACUGCAGAGGAGCAGGUGGAGGAAGCUUCGGACGGGGAGGCGGAGGAAACUGCGGAUGAGUAGGCGUAGGGAGAGCCGGGUAUCGAGGUAGAGGAAGAGGACCAUUCGGGUUCGGACGAGCAGUAGCAUGUGGAUGGGGGUGAUGGAGGAGGUGAUGGAGAAUAGAAGAUGGCUCUCCAGAGAAGAGAAGAAUAGAAAUCGAAGUUAGUGUGGUGUCGGACAUUGCUCAUGAAGUAGGUUCGUAGUAUUUUUUGAUCAGCUCAAGUAGAUUGUUGUGAAAUUAGUCGUAAGUACAGGUCAUGAAGAUGAACAAAUUUUGUUGUUAGUCCACCACUAGCGAAGCAAUCAACGUUAAAGAAAUAUUGUAGUACCCUCAACAUCAAGGAUAUCAUGAGGAGGACCACAUGUGUUGUAGUGCUCUCAGUAGUGUCCUCAACGUCAACGAGGUCAUGAGGGAGAAGAAGAACUAAGAGGAAACGGAGAAAAUAACUAGAGGCAUUUCUUACUUCAUAUUCUUCCGUAUUGCUCACUACCGUUUUCUUUCCUCUUUGUCCUGAAAUUAACUUAUCUCUUUUUGUCGGAUACUGUUGUUUUAAAAAAGAGUCAUACAACAUCAUCCUGCGAAGGUAAGAUACAGAUACCCUCAGCGAGAAAUGACAAGUCUGACCAGAUAAGAUGGAAAAAAUGAAGGUUAAGGAUGUUGACUGCCAAGAUGCUAUCGUCCCAAACAAAAGAGCACUACAAGAGAACAAGACCACUUCAAAGAGUUUUCUGCAAAUUCAAACCCCUGACCUCAGAGGCAAAAUUUGAAGCAGGGAACCAGUUUAUCCCUCGAUGCGGUCUAAUAGAAAGGGGUAGAGGGGGCGUAAUAAGAUCAGAGAAAAUGGUAGUUGAAAGAUAAAUAUAAGUUGGUAGUGGUCCUUCUGUGGCUGCACAUGUUCG